CAACAUCAUUUACUCGUGUUCAAGCCUUGACAACCCCAUUUUUUUAACUGGUUUUUUUUUUCCAAAACCCAAUGCUAAAAACUGAAACGCGAUGUUCUCUGUCUAACUUCUAUCCCAAUUUCAAGCCGACCAGGCCAGACUCCUCCCUUAAGGCGCAGACCGCAAUACGCCAGUCCCAGCCGGAAGCCACCGCCUAGCACCAUCCAAAUCCGUGAUAGAAGAUGAUGACCAGUAGGAGGAGUUUGAUGGGUGGUUGUUGCAAACUCUUGUUGUUGACGCGGAAUCACUUUCCCAGAUCUAGACCCAGACCCACAACAUUAACAUCAAACUCUUUCACCACUUGGAUUCCCAAGUUUUCUGAUAUUAACUCUCCGGAUUUACAAAAUCUCUUGUUUCGAAUGGCUUCGACACGAUUUUAUUCAUCUGAAUCAAGCAAUAACCCUUAUCCAGUUCCAGACCUAGACCUAGACAUGAAGAAGAAGCUUCAGGAAAAGGAGGAUAUUGAGAUGAUGAAGCAUCAGGAGAUUGAAGGCCCCACUGUGGAAAGGGAUCUCUCGGCUCUAGCGAAUGAAACCAGGGAGGUGACCAACUCUCUGCUCAAGACUAUGUACGAUGUGAGCAGCCUUCUUGCUUUGCUGGGUUUGGCUCAUUUAGCCCUGGUUGCCUACUUCUUAAACUGUAAAUACCCAUCCUUUAUGAUAAUCACCAUCAGUGCUCUAGCAUUUGGCUUUCCUUUCUCCAUGGCCUUUAUGCUUAGGCAAUCCUUGAAAUCCAUGCAUUUCUUCCUCAAGAUGGAGCAAAGUGGUCGCCUUCAGAUUUUGACCACUACUAUGCAGAUCUCCAAGCACCUUCGUCUCUUCUUCCUCCGCCUUCGCCCUCUUUCUUUCUUGUGUCUUGCUGGAGUGGUCAUGGAAGCUGGAGGAACAAAUGGCGACAUAGCAUCGGAUGGUGAUGGAGAUCUGGAAGACCAACCUCGAGUAGAUGAACGCUCGAGACCUCUUGUGGAUCGACUACUUGAUCCUCCAAAAGAGCUACCUCGGUGGCCCGAACCCCGAGGAGAAGGAGCCAAGGGUAGAGUCGAAAUGAGAUCUUUUGGACUGUAUGGUUUUGCAAAUUCAGAAUUUGAGGACUUUGGUUAUUUUGUGGUUAUGAUUUGGAGACAAACAACUCAAGGGGUGACAAAAUGUGUAUCAGUUAUAACAAAGAUCAAUUUGGUGCAAUCUCUUGUAACAAAAUUGAGAGGUGAAUGCGUAAAAGAUUUUGAAGUACGGUGGAAGCAAACCAUCAACUAG
Messenger RNA from Amaranthus tricolor (Joseph's coat), 1292 nucleotides. RefSeq lists its product as uncharacterized. NCBI's taxonomy places the organism in Eukaryota, Viridiplantae, Streptophyta, Magnoliopsida, Caryophyllales, Amaranthaceae. The record is from RefSeq and is a predicted model, not a curated record. Bases 222 to 1292 code for a protein of 356 amino acids. The transcript has 6 exons.